AUGGUCGUGGCCGCAACCAUGGCCAGCAUGGAUGACCACGAGCGGAAGAUAGUCGUCGAGUUCUGUCAACUGCUCGAACAGUCCAAGCAGCUAUUCAACGGGCUCCGAGACCUUCCACAAUGCGGUCAGAAAAUCUGGCAAGGGUAUUUCGGCAAGACUUUCGACGUUUAUACAAAACUUUGGAAGUUUCAACAGCAACAUAGACAAGUGUUGGAUACAAAGUAUGGCUUAAAGCGAUGGCAAAUAGGUGAAAUAGCCUCGAAAAUAGGUCAACUGUAUUAUCAUUACUACCUUAGAACCAGCGAUACGAACAAUUUGAAUGAAGCGUAUUCGUUCUAUUCGGCGAUAAGAGGAAGACAAUACUAUUCUCGAGUAUCUCAGGAAGAUAGGUCUGAUCUAAUGGUAAAAAAACUGAGGUACUACGCUAGGUUUAUUGUGGUGUGUCUGUUGCUAAGAAGAGUGGGGGCCAUUCGUGAAUUAUUGGCUGAGCUCGACAAGCAAAUCGUAGACUAUACGAGUACGUACGAACCGGACGAUCAGUUGGAAUGGUCUUUGGUGUUGGAAGAAAUCAAGACAUUCGUAAAAGCCGACAGCAUUGUAAACGUUUUACACGCUGACCAGAGCAAUGUCAUACUUUCACACAGGUUAACACCGUUGACUACGCCACCGGUAGAAAAAUCCACGAUGAUGAAUCUCUCGUUGCAAGAAAUCAUACUUAUAGGAAACGCGUCGGAACAGGUCAAGUUCAGCGAAAUGACGAUAGACAUGUUCCGAAUGAUGCAGACGCUAGAGAGGGAAAAAAACCGAGACGAAGUUAAUCACGUAUCCGAUCCUCCUUCAAGAGCUUCAUUUGAAAAAAGUUACUCGAUAACCAGUAAUAAAACCUUAGCGUACCCGAUGAUGGCAAAUCAUGACGUGAAUAGUUCAAGAAGAGAAAAUCCUCACAAAUAUAUACUUUAUAAACCAACUAUUACUCAAAUAAUGAUGUUUUUAGCCACAGGGUUUAAAGAGCUCCCUGCAAAUGGCGUGCUACUCAUGUACGUUUCGGCAGAUGGAUGCUUUCAAACCUCGAAACACGUAAAUGACUUGGGUUACGAUUGUGGAGGAGUCAUGGCAAGUAGCAAACGAGAAAUGGAACUGACCAAUAAAAAAGGUGUACAUGUAAAAGAAAUCCACUGCUUAUAUCCAGGAGAUCUUUACCCGUUCACUAGAAAACCAUUGUUCGUUAUUAUUGAUUCCGAUAAUAGUUUUGCCUUUCAAUACAUACCGAGGUAUUUCGGUCAUCCGUUCGUCGUGCUCAUGUCUCCCCAGGAGUUGCCGGAUAAACUUCACGAACAACUACAGCACAACGGAAGUUUGUUCACGUUGUUCUUGCAUAGCCCUUUGACUGCAUUCUGUCUCAUAUGUAAUAUCCUAACGGUUAAAAUGCAUUUGUGGGAGAGGGCCAAUUCGUACGUAGAUAGGUUCAUCACGGAAGCUAGCCGUCUGUUUACCAGCAAAGUGAAACCAGACGUGUCUUACAUACAGUUCUUCGGUGACGACUUUUUACGGUUAUUAUUAUUGCGGUACGUCUUUUGCCACGUUGUACUUCGUCAUCAUCGAGCAUUCGUUGGAGAACAGUAUCUUCCGCGGUGUCAACCGCCAUUGCCUUUGGCCAGCUUUUUAGACGAAAUAUCUCUGAAGAAAUACGUAAGAGAGUUGGCCAAACACUUGGACGUUUUGUCACAUUUCGAAAACUUCGAAUGA
Messenger RNA from Macrosiphum euphorbiae (potato aphid), 1746 nucleotides. The record is from the annotation of a GenBank genome assembly. Lineage: Eukaryota; Metazoa; Arthropoda; Insecta; Hemiptera; Aphididae.